Molecule: messenger RNA, 2446 nt
Organism: Cyprinodon variegatus (sheepshead minnow)
Lineage: Eukaryota; Metazoa; Chordata; Actinopteri; Cyprinodontiformes; Cyprinodontidae
Gene: foxred1
Product: FAD-dependent oxidoreductase domain containing 1
Exons: 11
Coding region: 163-1710 (515 amino acids)
Cellular component (GO): cytoplasm
Molecular function (GO): oxidoreductase activity
Source: RefSeq, a predicted model, not a curated record
CUGACUAAUGUCGCGGAGCUGCUUUCUGUUGACCUCGCUGUCAGAUCGCCGACUUUCUGGGAUUUUACAUGAAUUAUGUGUUUUUUAAAUUCAUUUUCAUAAAUCGGUUCGAUCUCCCUCUAACGACAUUGCAACCGACUAGUUAACAGAGCUCAGAGCGGGAUGUGCGCGUGGAGGCGGCUUCACGGAAGCGUGCAAACUCUUCGUGGAUCUGUCACCCGUGGAUCAGUCGCCUCCACCUCGGUGACACAGCGGCAGCCAGGCUGGGGUGGAGGUUUACCUUCCCACCAGAGCCUGAGCACCGGGGGAGCCUUAAGGAAUGACUUCUUUAAAGACCUAGAAGCCCAGCUGGCAGCCAUGAGGCAGAAGGCGAUGGAUGCUCUGCCUGGUAGCAGCUGGACGCCUUUCGAGAUCAACCCCAACCUUCCUCCGGAGACGGCGGACAUCGUGAUCGUAGGCGGAGGGGUGGUGGGCUGGUCCAUUGCCUACUGGCUGAAGCAGAAAGAAAAGCUCUCUAAAGGGAUGCGGGUCCUCGUGGUGGAGAGGGACCCAACAUAUUCCCAGGCCUCAACGGUGCUGUCUGCAGGUGGAAUCCGCCAGCAGUUCUCCCUCCUGGAGAACAUCCACCUCUCCCUGGCCUCUGCAGACUUCAUGAGGAACAUCAACGAGCAUCUCAGUGUUGUGAAUGAAGACCCAGUGGAUCUGCAGUUCAACCAGUCGGGUUACCUGUUCUUAGCCAGCGAGGAGGUGGCUCACAUCAUGGAGCAGAACUACAACACGCAAAGGAUGUCUGGAGCCAAAGUUUCACUCCUCUCUCAACAUCAGUUGAAGGAGAAAUUUCCAUGGAUAAACACAGAGGGCGUGGUGCUCGCCUCGUACGGGCUGGAGAACGAAGGCUGGUUCGAUCCCUGGACUCUGCUUAACGCCUUCAGGAGGAAGGCAAUCUCUCUGGGAGUCAUCCAGUGCUUUGGGGAAGUCACAAAUUUUAAGUAUACAACACAUGUUAGGAUGACAGCAGAUGACGAACAAAUGGAUGUGAGGAGGAUAAAAUCUGUCAAAGUGCAGAUGCCGAACAGCAUGGAGUACCAGCCGGUGGAAUGCGCCAUUGUGGUGAACGCAGCCGGGGCCUUUUCUGGCAGACUGGCUGAGACGCUGGGGAUUGGCCUCGGCCCUAAGGACUCCCUCGCUGGAAUCCCGGUCCCUGUAGAGCCUCGGAAGAGGUAUGUGUAUGUGGUACACUGUCCUGACGGUCCAGGUCUGGACACCCCCUUCCUAAUCGACUACUCUGGUGUUUAUUUCCGGAGGGAGGGCUUAGGAGGAAACUACAUCUGUGGAAUAUCACCGGAGGAGGCCGAGGAGCCUGACACCAGCAAUCUAGACGUGGACCAUCAGUUUUUUGAGGACAAGGUUUGGCCCAAAUUGGCCAAUCGAGUUCCAGCAUUUGAGAAACUUAAGGUGACCAGCGCCUGGGCGGGCUUCUAUGACUACAACACGUUUGACCAGAACGGCAUCAUUGGCUUACACCCUCUGAUCAACAACAUGUACUUCGCCACCGGUUUCAGCGGCCACGGGCUGCAGCACUCGCCGGCGGUGGGCCGCGCUGUGGCAGAGCUCAUCCUGGACGGAGAGUUUCAAACGUUGGACCUGAAGGGGUUCAGUUUCAGGCGGAUUCUGGCGCAGGAGCCCAUGUUGGAGCGGAACAUCGUCUAGCAGGACGCGGACGUGUCAGUGAUUCUGCUGCCAGUGGAGAAACUAUCAAGAGUCAAGUCUUAUUUUUUUUUAAUGUUAUCCUUAAACUAGAGAAAUAAGUCCCGAAACCGGGAUUUUCUGACAUUCGUGCCUUUUUCUUUAAUCUUUUUCAACCUGAUGAGUUAAGGUUGACGUCAUCAAAAACGUUUCAAACAUGCCAAAGUCCUUGUUACAAGUUCAACUCAUCUCAAAGCUUAAAAGCGGUUAAAAAAUCUUCUGUCCAUGAACUCUUUUCUUGCUGAAACCAUUCCAGUGCAUUUUUAGAUCCUCGCUAUUGUUUCUCUCUAUUAGUGAUGGAAAAAAACCAUCAGUGAGUUUCUACCGUCUGCAGCUUUUUUAACGAUAUUAAGCCGUAUGCACCGUGGGAAGCUUUGGACUUUAUUCUGCAAAAGUCUGUUACUUUACCCUGGCUGUCUGCUGUGCUUCACCCUCGGAGCAUUAAUUCCAGAAUGUGCUGAAAACUACGGUUGUGAUUCAAUUAGAAAAGAAGAGGUGUACGUUUUGCCCCAUGUGUUUCUUUUGUUAACUGAUCAGCCACUAUUUAAGUUUCUCUUUGUUUCAAUAAGGCAGGUCAGUUUGUCUGAGUUAGUUCUGUAGUUUUUGUUCCUUUGACCUCAUGUCUGGAUCCAUUUUAUAUUUGAGACAUUUGAUCUUUUUUGGGUUAAAUAACAGAACCCUGUUUUCUUUUUUAAUACAC